Messenger RNA from Caenorhabditis auriculariae, 11026 nucleotides. Lineage: Eukaryota; Metazoa; Nematoda; Chromadorea; Rhabditida; Rhabditidae. The record is from the annotation of a GenBank genome assembly.
AUGCCUGGCGAUUCUCUCAGAAAGAAGGCUGAUCCCGUAUUACCUGCCAAAGAGGUUGCGAAAGGGUUCGUUUGGAUAUAAAACUUAUGCCGUUUUCAAAGUAAUUUCCGCGAAAUCCAGAAUAAUUUAUGAUUCUUCCAAGUUUAGUGAUCUUUUCCACUCUCUGUCAGCUAUUUUGAGCUUCGCGGAAUCACUUUGGACACGGCAUUAUAUGCAUUAUAUUUCGGCGAUUUCAAAAUAAACGCGUUAUUCGUUCAAAAUGAUUUCGGAAAAUAGGCGGAAUUGGUAUUCUGGGAAGGUGAGUCCUACAACGAUAUAUCGUUGGAUACGCAUUUUUACGGUGAGUUUUACGCGCGAAUUUGAAAUUUCAGUAGAAAAUGCCCAAAUAACUCCAAAAUUUUGAGUUCCCGCGAAGAAAUUACGGUAAAAAUGCAUAUUUAACGACAUAUCGUUGUAGGACUCAUUUUUUCUUGCCAUUGUCGAAAUAGCAAUUCCGCCUAUUUCAUGAAUUCAUUUUAAACGAAUAAUGCGUCUAUUUUGAAAUCGCCGAAAUUACUUUGAACACGGCAAUAGUUUUCAAGCUUUUCAAAAAGAAAUGAGCGCACUAGUGAAGAAUUUAGGCCGAUGACCAUAAAAAAUAUGGCAUGCUGAAACUUUUUCGAGCUUUAUUAAUGUUUGAACCGUUUUAAAGUACGUAUUUCUUCAUAGAUUUUGUUAAAUCACAAACCGCUACUCCCUGACGCCACUUUAUGACAUCAUUCAGAACACAAGAAAUAAGCGGAAUCAAAAGGCAUGCUAUAAAGUACGGGCGUUUACAAAAUGUGACCGGUGCGACUGCCUAUAGUCUGUUCAGAUUUUGAAUGUCAAGAAGAAUGACGUCAUUCGAAAAUGCUCUGUGGAUGGCUCGCUCUCUGAUUGGUUUAUCGCGCCAUUAGGGGGCGGGGCUUCAGCGAGGACAUGAAAUUUGAAAUCUGAACAGACUAUAUAAAAUGCAGAGCUGUUCUCGGGGCGACCGCGGUCGACCGAGGGCCCCGACUUGCGGCGUAUUCGAGGGCGGCCGCGGUCGGCCUUUGGUAAGGGUCAACUCGGUCGACCCGUCACGGCGUUCUUGUCAGUGAAAAGAAAAAUGCAGAAAAAAUACCAGGGGCGGGCGCCGUAAAUCGUACGGCAGCAGUAGUUUUGAUCUGUUCAGGACCCGUUUUUUUGGAUUACAAUACCCACCCUUUUAAAGCUCUCGCAAGAUUUUACGGAAAGAAUUAGUUGAAAAAGCAUUUUUGCUUUUUUUCUUUAUUAAUACUUCUUUUAACGUUUUUCUAUGAGUAAAAGUUAUUAUCCAGUUCCUUUGGCGUAGUUUGAAAACCAGUUUCGUGUAAAUUAGAGCCAAAUUGAAUUUACUGAUGCAGUUUGAAGAUUUUUGUUAUAUGAAUCAUCUAAAUUAUAUUUUUCCAGUUGUUUCAUGGUUUUUCGGAUUUAAACAAAGAUUUCGCCAUACGAGGUUUUUGAAAAUUUCUGCUUCCUAUCCAUUAUUUGUUUUUCUGAAGCUAGGUUUUCAAGGUAUAUAAAAUGUUUCUUUUUUUCAUUUGCUCCUCGAAUUUUCCUCAUUUCAAUAUUUUUCGUAUUUACAAUUGCUUAUUCAAUUAGAGCUGAUUCACCUUCAUAAUAUUUUUUGUUUUCAUUUUGUAAUUAGUAAUUUAGAGUUUUCCCCUUCCGAAAUCGUUCCUAAAUUUUUUUUAACGCAAGUGAAUGUUUUUUUUCACAUCAUAAUCUUCAAACUGACAAGAUUUCGAACAUUUCAGAAGUUAUUAUCCUAAAAUUGCAAAUUCAAAAAAAUUGAAAAAAACAAUUUUGAGUAUGCGAUAGUGCGUCUCGGUGUGCUUACACCCUAAACAUCAUAAUUUACGAGAAGUCUUGACCUUGCGUAAUAAAAACGCCGUGCCGUAGAUACAAAUUUUUGUUUUGACUCCCGGUUUUUUUGCGAAUUAUGGAAAGCGCAAGUUUUACUGAAAUGAAAGUGAAACAAAAAACAUUUAUUAUCGAGCACAUAAAAAAAGAAAAAAACCGAUGAAAUGAGAUAUUAAUCCAAAAAAAUUCAAUAGUUUCCUAAGUGGCCAGAACAAUUUACAGAACUAGAGAAAACAAAUUGAUAAAUAAAAAAUAAUUUGAAAUUUUCACAUCAUCAGGAAUUUCAUUUUUGCAAAAAAUUCAUUCAAACCACUAUUUGAAAUAUUAUUUUAUUUAUUUACAAAGAGAAAAAACGAAAAAGAUGCGAAAAAGUGAAAUCAAAAAGCACGAUUUCUGUCAAAAACAAUAAAAUUAAAAUUUUCAUGGAUCAUAAAUAACUUAAAAGUUCAUUUUCAAUAUAAAAAACUAAAAUAAAAACAAAAAAUACGGAAAAAAAAAUCCUCGCGCUCGCUUCGGGGGCCUGAAUGAAAACCGCUUCGCGGGCCGGGGCGCUCAGGGGCGCGUUGCGGUCGGGUCGGGGCGGCCUCGGCCGGGGUCGCCCCGACUUGAGAACAGCUCUGAUAAAAAUGUGACCGCUUUUUUUUGUGCUCCACUGCAAAUUAAUAAAAUACGAGCGUUUUUUGGCCUUAUCUCUUUAGCCUUUUCUGGCACUUUUUCUCAAACUUUGUAUUUUUCCUAUCUUUCCUUUUGAAUAAAACUAUUCAAAAAAGUACUACGACGAAAUUAAUGAAUUCGUUAUGAUAAAUUUUUCUUUAAUCGCUCAAACAACUUAGGCUUCUCAUUAGAAGCUCUUAAAAACGAUUUCAUACAGUUCAUAAACCUGUAAUAAACCGGAAAUAAGGUGAAAAAAAAUUUACUACUCGUGCGAAUUGCCAAGUCAAGGUGACGUCAUAGGGAUGACGUCAGGGAAUAGCGGUUUGCGAUUUAACUCGAAGUCUUCUUCAUGGGGUAUGACUCCUUUCGAAGAUAGUUUUGCAAAUAUCUGGUCAUUAACUUACCUUACUUUGAUUUCAAGUCAAAUUAAAAAGUUUGAUAUCAAAUAUCCCAUUUCGGGCCUCCAAUAUUUGGUUUUUUAAAUCCUGAAAACUAAGCACAAAUGAGAGUUUGGAUACUCAGACAAUUUAGAUUUUAAAAAAGUUUGAAUUUUAAAAUAUGGCCACUUUAAGAAAGCGACCGAACCGACCGACUUUUCCAGCAUGCCAGAAAAUAUUUUUCUCUUUUUUUCAAAUUCACGGACUCGACCUCUAGAAAAUUAUGAACUUCCCAGUGAAACCAAAUCCCUGGCGUGUUCAUCGGAAAAAUCGAGAAUUGCUUCAAAACAAAAAAUAUAGUCUGUUCAGAUUUUUGAAUGUCAAGUGCAAUGACGUCAUUCAAAAAACACUCUGUGGAUGGCUCGCUCUCUGAUUGGUUUAUCGCACCAUUAUGGGCGGAGCUUGAGCGACGACUUGACAUUCAAAAUCUGAACAGACUAUAGUACUGUUUUGGAGCAACUUUGGCGCGCCGAUGAACACGAUUUUUCAUUUUGAAGCAUGUUCCGUUUCUGCCAUGAACACGCCACCACGAUUUCAGUUCGACUGAAAACGUGGAAAAUAAGAAGAAAAGCGGAUCCAAUGAGAAUGAUCAGGAGAAGAAAAGAAACAGCGAAGAAGAAGAAGCCAAGGGAUCGAAAGAAGAAUUCAAAGCCAGUUUUUGAAUAUUAGUUUUUUUUAGGACAGUUCCUAGCAUGUCUCUCGACUUAUUCAUUUUGUAACAGGGUAUGAAAGAUCGAGAUAAGGAUAGAGAGAAACCGGCACACCCACAGAAACAACCGGCGCCUCAAAAACGAGAGAAAAUGAAGCCAAAUGACCUUGUAAAAAAUGAGUCCACAGUGUAAGAACUUGCGUUUUUUUUCUGUAUUUUGCUCAAAAAUUUGCGGAUUUAGUUGGAAGGUCGUUCAAUUACUUGGCUCCGGGGGGUUCGGCGACGUUUACAAAGUGUUCAACGAGAACGCCAAAGAUGGCGUGAGUUCUUAAUGGAUUCCUCGGUCUGAAUAUUACAAUUGAAACGAUCCGCCCGUUGAAUUAAAACAUGAAAUCGUUUGAAGAAAGAGUUCGCAAUGAAAACGGAAACGUUGGGUGGACACAGACGAUUGAUGCGUCUUAAAAUCGAGGUGAUACUCAGAUUUUUCAAAAAUUUAUUUCAAUAAGUGAGAACACUGUUUCUUUCAAAUAUUUCUUUCUCACAUUCAAGAUUAUUUAAGGUGAUGGUUCUGAUGGACUGUCAAGAAGCCCCGGCCAUACAUCGACAACAUUUCGUUGAAUUUAUCGACAAAGGAAAAACGGACAACUUUAAGGUGUUUUUUUCGUUGAUUCUAGGAAGAAAGAUUUUUUCGGGAAUUUUUUCAGGACGUACGCGUGAAAAGACGUGAAAAGUCAGUCGAUCAUAACGAGCCAAAAUUUUAAAAAGUUAAACAAAAAUGCCGGCGAGAAAUGAGCGUCGAAAGUUUUGCUGACGCUGGAAAAAUGAUUUGAAACUGCGCUCCACUUGAAAUGCCUUUUAAGCGAAAUUUGGAGUACUAGCAUUCUAAAUGAAAAAAAAUGAAGGAAGAAUUGAAAUAGUCAACAUUGUCCCAUAUUUUUGCCAAUGGUGGAGUUUUUACAGCCGGUUGUCUCACGCUCAUUUCAAAAACCGAAAAAAAUGGUUCAAAAACUAAAAAGUCUUAGGUGGUUAUAUAAUUAUGUGAGACGGAAAAUUUAAUUUUCUCGAAAAAAAUUUGAAUUAAAAAAUCAAUAAGAAUUUUGUUAAUAGCCAUAUUGAUAUAUAUUAAUUCAAAAAUUGACAUCUUUUGACAUCAAAAAGAUUUUCAUAAACUCUCGAAAUAUUCGAUUUUUUUCAAAAAAAUCUCAGGUAGAUAUAUGUGGAGUAGUGUAGAAAAAACAAUCAUAAAAAAAGGCAAAAAAAUUGGGAACGGUGGCUUUAUGCUUGACCGUAGAGACGACUCCGACAACUGGGCGCAUAAAGGCGCCCCCUUUCCCGCCUAAAGGCGCCCCCUUCCCCGCCUAAAGGCGCGCACAUCCCGCGCUUUCGUGGCGCAGUAGUGCCGCCGCGUCGGGGGAACUGCGCUGUUGUGCCGCUUUCAAGGCGCUUUCAAUGCGGUGUUACCAUUCAAACGGCCUCCUUUUGCUCGAUUGGACUCUAUUUUUCGUACUUCUUCAAUCAUGACUGAUUGAUAAAGUACGAAAAAUAAAGCCAAAAGAGGAUUUGCCUUAUUAGUUUACAAAAUUUUAGAUAUUGGAAAUAAUUUUUAGGUAGAUUACCUAUAGCAGGAUAUCAAGAUAACAUGUUUGUAAAAUAUGUAUUUGAGGAAAAUUCAUACAAAUAAAAAAACUCAAAAAGACUGUCCAAAAACUUUUUUUGUAGAGAAAAAGAAAUAGUAAAUAGCUCAAAGAAGAUCAGCGUGAAAAAUGACUAAUGAAUCGAUAGCCAAAUGAGAAAAUUUAAUAUAGUUUUCAAUCGAGAUCGAAAGAAAAAAAGACGACUCGAACAAUCAAAAUGCUAACGGAAUUAACAGAAAAAUUUAAUCUCCUUGAUCGUUAACGAGAAACAAUCCAAUAUCGCGACGCCUUCAUCUAGACGAGUCGUUUUACACGUUUCCUGUAAAAAGUCGCAAUGAACUCUUCGAUAAAUCUCUCAUAUUUAGUUUUAUUUUUAUUCUACCUAGAAACAUGCAUAUGCCGUGUUCAAAAUGAUUCCGCAAAGCUCAAAAUAGUCGUCAGAGAAAGAAAAAGAUACCAAAUUUUCGAGAGUCAGAGAUAAUUUUGCGUUUCGCCGAAAUUUCUUUGAACACUCUAUCUUUUCUUGCUUGGUUUUCUUAUCUAAUGUACACGAGCUACUCUCUCGGAUUACCCAGUUUUUUUUCAUCCAAAAUACCCUUUUUCACUCUAAAAAAUGUACUUUUCUCAUGCAAACAUUGACGUUAAACUUUUUUUCGUUCUAGCCUUUCAUCUAAAUAUGAGGUAACUUUAACUUUCAAUUCAGAAUUUUCUUUUGAUUUUUCCAAUAAUGGAUGGAUUCGUAUAGCUGAUUCACGGCUGGCUUGAGCCAUCGAAAAAAGGGUCCUGGCACGAUAAUGCCCGAGACGAGACGCAGACAGGCCACGAAACUCUUAGCGUCAAAAGUUAGCUUCAGGAAAAAGGUCCAUCUGUCGAGCGCAAAAAAAUUUCUGCCUUUUUUGAAGAAGAAGAAGAAGAAAAGUUUGGGAACGGCAUAAAAAAAGUGAGAAAGUCAUUUCUUAAAUAAUUUGAUUAUCAAAAAAAAAUUGAAGGAAUUGAAAAAAGUCGUAUUUGCCACUUCGAUACCUGUUAGAAUUUUUUUCCUAGAUCUUUCUUAAUUUUUUUCUAUGAAUGACGCAAUUUGAAACAUACAUAGUUGUAGUGCAAAAACAGAAUAUUUUAUUCAUUAACUUCUUCCUUGAGAACCAAAUUAAUCAAAAAAAAAUCGUUUUCAUCCUUUUUAUGCCUUAUACAAGGUUUUUGCUUUCAAGAAAAAUGCAGAAAACUUUGAGCUCCGCGGAUACCGUGGAUACUCAAAAAAAAAAUUUCAACGAGACUGCCCUAAGCUACCCUUGUGAAAGAAGGAAGCUCAGGCGCGUACAUGAAUCUUCCUCUAUUUCUUUGGAGAGAUUUUUCUCAGAAGCCUAUGUGGUCUAGUAAAUAAUCUACUUUCUUUCCUUGGGAGUAGGUUUAUAAGUCGCCAAAGUUUCAACUCGACCCCUACUCAAGCGAGUCGAUUUUUGAGUUUUGGGGUAAUUACUAUUUGAGUUCGUACGAGAAUAUUGGAGAUUUUUUAGAAAGUGAAUUUUUUCCGUUCGUGAAAUGAAAUUUAUUCCAUGAUAGAAGCGCUCAGAAACCCAAAAAAGUUGGAGAGGCUUUGGAAAAAGAUCUUUAAAAAGUUAGAGAACCAUCUAGAAAAAGCAGAGCUGUGCUUUGAGCCGAGCUUAAUGGCAGACUCAGUACACUGAAUCGGAUCACUCACAGAUUUUCGAUAUCUUUUUAGAUUCGUCAAAAAAGUCCAAAAUUGAAGCGAGUCAGGGAUAAAUUCGAAUUUCGCGAGAUUACUUUUAGCACAGUUGAGUUUUUAAUUGCGUUUUUUCAUGAUAUAAUUUAUAUUAGUUUUACAAAAUCGAUCAGAUACCGGAGAACGUUCUAAUAUAUAACAUUAGCGAAUUAGUUUUUUUUCUACAUUCGUUAAAAUCAUUUUCACCUUUUUCAUACGGCCUCAGGUUUUUUUUGCACAAGCCACGCCCAAAAAUAAUUUAAUGCCGUGAAUUCAAAGUAAUUUCCGCGGAACUCAAAAUCACCCUUGACUGUCAAAUUUUAUACAUUUUUUUCACUUACUGAUGGCAAUUUAAAAUUUUGCGGAAUCACUUUGAAACGUUAUAAAUUUCAACAGAGUAUAAAAACCAACAGAAAACGGGCAAAGUAAUUUUAAUUCAAUUUGAAUAUAUCGGAGUAUUCUCUCAAGUUCUCAAGUCAUAGCGUGUAAACUCACAGUUUUAACAUCGAUUCCAUUUUAAAGCCCAGAAACGCUGAUCAUCGUAGAAAAAAAGCCGCUGAAUCAGUCAAUCAUUGAUUCGACAAGUGACCUAAACAGAAAUGAGAAUAUUCAACGAAAAAGGUAAACUUACCUCAUUGAGGAUAACUGAAUAAAUAAUGGUUGAAGCUAUCAAUCUUCUCAUCAAGUUUGGCGGAACAAAACCUGAAAAUAAGUGAAAAAAAAGUUUUGCAUGGCGGUAAAAAUAGGAAAAAAAUUCAUUUGAAAGUUUUUUUCAGCAAAAAAAUGAAUAUCUUCAACGAUUCCGACAAUGAAAAAGAAAUAAAAAAAGAAGAAACGAAAUCCCAAAAAACUUUUUGAAAAAAAAAUUGUAAGAAACAUGUUCGCGCUGGCGCAUUUUUCAAUCUCGUCGCCUUAAUUUCGGAGGUCCUCCGACUCUGCCGAGUUCGGGGCGCCUUUAGGCGAAACGGCCAGUUGCGGGCGCCUUUAGGCGGUGCCGUGUCGGAGGAAAAAUUAUGCGUUACCUACAUCACGCCGCUCGUUCCUCCCUAACGAGUCUGAAUUUUUUUGUGAAAAGAAUCAAAAAAAUUGUAAAAAAAUGAUUGCGAAAAAGUUUUUUUGAAUGAAAAUUAACCUUUUUUUCAAAUUUAACACUUCCGGUAAUCAAUACCCGCUAUAGUUUAGAGACCUGCAACUUCAAACACUCUGAUACAUCCGUUGGAAACAAAAAAAUAAACACGAUAAAUGGAAAUUUGAGAAAAAAAUUGAAGUUUUUCAAGUUCAGAUAGUCGAAAACUAACUAAAGGCUUCCAUUCGUACUAUUUCUGUAAUCAAUAACUUUGAACGGGUUGAAAAUUAAAAAAAUAAAAAGAAAAAAUUAUCUAAAAAGGUAAAAAGGAAUAAAAACUGCGUUUUGCACACGAAAAUGUCAAUAUACCGUAACCCAUACAGCGCGAAACCGAUUUUCUCGCUAUUUUUUUGAAAUUCCUCAAAAUUAUCUCGAAAUUAUUUCAAAAAAAUCGAAAUUCGCUAUUUUCGAAGUAUCGCCGUGAACGCUCUUUUUGAAAUUCGAAAAAAAUUUCGCGUUUUGCUCCUGAACGCGCCAUUAAAAAUUUAUUUCAAUGGAAAUUUGAUUUUUUUCCGUUUUGAUAUUGAAGAAAAAGUAGCAAAUGUUCACUCUUUCUAUUUUUUUCUUAGCUUUAACAAAAUGUUUUCUGUCCAUUCGAAAAAUUAUAAAAACUUCGGCAGUAUGCAAAUUUUUGUCAGCGGGAAAUGCACAAGAAACAUCUUAUUUGACGAGCCGAGAUAAACGCGAGACGCUGGCGGUACAUUGACGAUUUCGCAAACAUCUCGCUUUUUUUUUCGCGCUGGUCUCGCACUUUUCUAGGCGCGAGCUCGCGAUUCUCUCGCAAUUUGAAAAUUCCCGAAAUGCGAGAUAAAUGCGAGAUGGAGACGCCGCUAUUUAGUAACCAGGGACUUUGCCUCAACUACAGUACACCUGUGCGGUUGAGCACUUUUGCCUCAUAUUCCACGUUUUUUACACCCAAUUUUUUCUCCUUUGUGUUUUUUUGAUGGUAGGACGAAAAAUUUGAUCCGCAAAAAUACGUCGCGUGAAAAUCGCGACCCCCUAUAGGGCCCCCUAAAACUUAUCCCAGUAAGUUAUGUGGUCGCAAUUUUCACGCGACGUAUUUUUGCGGAUCAAAUUUUUCGUCCUACCAUCGUUUUUUUUUGAUGGUAUGAAAAAAAAGCCAACGAAAUUUCAAAAGGCGACUUUUCCGAUUUUUUCGUAUCGCUAGGGAACUUUCAGACCACCUUUCCGCCGAAUCUCUUUCCGACUUUUUUUCCUUAUAUUUUUCGGUUUAUAAGACAUCUAUUUACAUUUUUUUUUCCCUAUUUAUUUGUGUUUUAAUCAUGAAAAACUUGCCUACUUUAUAUAGGAAGAUUGAAAAACGAAGAGUUUAUCGAGAAAAAAAGUCGGGAAAAAAAUAUGAACUUGCCCGAAGAUUUCCCAGAGCUUUUUUUAGUUCCUACUAAAAAAACAUGAAUAUUGCAAAAAACCAUCAGUGAAUUGUUUAAUAUAUUAAUUAAUAUAUUUAACAUUAAAAAAAUUAGAAAAAACACAAAGGAGAAAAAAUUGGGUGUAAAAAAACGUGGAAUAUGAGGCAAAAGUGCUCAACCGCACAGGUGUACUGUAGUUGAGGCAAAGUCCCUGGUUACUAAAUAGCGGCGUCUUGCGAGUACGUCCACUAAGAAUAACUGCCGAGAUAAACGCGAGACACUAGCGGUACAUUGACGAGCUCGCAAACAUCUCGCUUUUUUUCUCGCGCCGGUUUCGCAUUUGUCUGGGCGCAAGCUCGCAUUUUUCUAGGCGCGAGCUCGCAUUUCUCUCGCAAUUUGAAAAUUUCCGAAAUGCGAGAUGGCGCCAAAAAAAUGCGAGGUCGCGCCGAGAUAAAUGCGAGAUCGCGUCUAGAAAAAAGCGAGAUGUUUGCGAGCUCGUCAAUGUACCGUCACCGACCUCGCGUUUAUCUCGUCAGUUAUUCUUAGUGUCAAUGUAUCGCCACCGACCUCGCGUUUCUCGUCAGUUAUUCUUAGUGCAGGCGUGCAUUGUGAUUUUUUCGCAGGCAGUAUGCAUACACGGUUUUAUACACCGCCCGCGAUAUCGCGGCUUCUCAGAACGAAAACGGCAGACCAGCGCGUAUUACAAACCGUAAAAACAAGAACCAAUACAUGCAAUGAAAAUUCAAUGAAAUCCCAACAUGAAAUGGAAGAUCCGCGGGAUGCGAUCGGCAUGCGAAAACAUUCCAAAAUUUGAUGCCCCAUUUUGGCGGCAUGAUGCGGCCGAGAGGCGAAACAAGAUGCGAAAUAAAUGCGCAUGUAUAAACCUGCGCGCUGGUCUGCCGUUUUCGUUCUGAGGCGUCAACGCAAAUUUCGCAAAUGUUCUUCUCAUACCACCAUUUCUUUAAAAAAUCUUCACUGUAUUGAUCCUUGUAAGUUCAAAUUUUGUGCCUUACAGUUCCUUGUGAUGAGCCUAGUUGGACCAUCGCUUGAAGACGUCAGAAAAACUUAUCUUGCUCAUAAUUACUCCAUGGCGACGGCGAUGUACUGCGCGAUGCAGACAUUAGAUGUUCGUUUCGUUUGAAUUUCAAAAUUCAAAUCGGUCUUUUUGAAGGCAGUGGCAGACCUCCACUUCUUGGGUUACCUCCAUCGCGACAUCAAACCGGCCAAUUUUGCAGUUGGUCUGAAUGAACCUCAAGCUCAAAUUUACGUCCUCGAUUUUGGAAUCUCCCGUCGACAUAUCGAUCCAAAAACAGGGCAGCCUAAAGUUUUGAGAGAAAAAAAAGGAUGUUAAAAUGAAAUCGAUCUUUUCUCCUAGGGUCCGAGGUCUCGUGUGAAGUUCAUCGGGACGAUGAGAUUCGCUGCGAGAGCGUGUCAUUUGCUACAAGAUCAAGGAAGAAAGGACGACUUGGAAAGCUGGAUGUACAUGGUAUCGUUUUUUGUGAAUAGAGACCUCGAAGAUCUUGAUUUUUUUUGA